AUGAACUCAAUAACCAAAGCUGUGGUUACAAACAAGUUUUCGUCUGUCGGUAAGAGCUUGGGACUGGAUGACAAAGAUGAUACGCAGGAAGUAGAAGGCGCUUCGGCGAAAGAGCUCCGAAAAAUCGAGGAGGAGAACGCAGCAGCAAGAGCUAAGCGACAAAAGGAACAUGACAAACGAAACGCUGAGAGAGAGAAGAAGCGUGACGAAAUAAGGGCUAAGUACGGGCUAAAAGAGGGUCAAAACAAGAACCUUCGAACUGGCAAUAGAGGAAAGACGAUUGAACGAAGUGAUAGUGACAACGACACGAAUGUUAAAGGUGAAGGCGAGGAUAAACAAUGCCAUGUAAUGUAA
Orbicella faveolata is the source of this 354-nucleotide messenger RNA. RefSeq lists its product as uncharacterized. Gene Ontology annotation, cellular component: SNARE complex. Gene Ontology annotation, biological process: neurotransmitter transport. NCBI's taxonomy places the organism in Eukaryota, Metazoa, Cnidaria, Anthozoa, Scleractinia, Merulinidae. The record is from RefSeq and is a predicted model, not a curated record. Gene Ontology annotation, molecular function: syntaxin binding.